This is a messenger RNA of Brienomyrus brachyistius, 2090 nucleotides long. It is a transcript of the gene mblac2, whose product is annotated as metallo-beta-lactamase domain containing 2. Lineage: Eukaryota; Metazoa; Chordata; Actinopteri; Osteoglossiformes; Mormyridae. The record is from RefSeq and is a predicted model, not a curated record. The transcript has 2 exons. Bases 164 to 991 code for a protein of 275 amino acids.
UUUUCCUUUUUUUGUAGCUGUCAGUCCCCUUCGCUUUCUCCAGGAAGGUUAGGUUCGUUCAGGCCUGCAUAACUGAGGAUUAUUAUAUUCCUUUUUGGCAAUACGCUUACAAUACGCAGACACUGGGACUCAUUCUUAAUCUGUUUCAAGUGCAUGAAGUGGGAUGUCCGCAACAGAAUGGUAUGCGCAUAAAUCCCUCGGACAUGGAGUAUUCUGGAUCCAGGAGAGGUUUUACGAAUCGGGUAACAGAGCUAACAUUUGGCUGCUUCGUGGAUCUCAUCAGGACGUCGUUAUAGACACUGGACUGGGCUUGAGGAGCUUGCCUGACUAUUUGAUUGCGACAGGUCUGCUUGGAGAAGAGUCCGAGCGGAAAAACCCUUUGCUGGCCAUCGGCACGCACGUCCAUUUUGACCAUUCAGGUGGGCUGCAUCAGUUUCAACAGGUGGGCGUUCAUGCUGCAGAGGUCGAUGCGUUGGCCAGCGGAGACAACUUUGAGACGGUAACCUGGCUUUCUGACAGUGAGAUAGCCCGGGAUCCUACGCCUGGCUGGAGAGCCAGGCAAUACAAAGUAAAAGCAGUUCAGCCGACUCACAUAUUACAGGAAGGUGAUGUCAUCAACCUGGGAGACAGGCAGCUAACGGUAUUGCAUAUGCCUGGCCACUCCAGGGGCAGCAUCUGUCUCCAUGAUAGGGAAAACAAGCUUCUGUUCAGUGGCGAUGUCGUCUAUAACGGGGCCAUGAUUGACUGGCUGCCCUACAGCAGAGUCACUGACUAUGUGAGCAGCUGUGAACGGCUGCUGCAGCUUGUGGACAAUGAAGAGGUGGAGCAGGUCCUUCCCGGGCACUUUAACACAUUUGGAGCCAAGCGACUGCACCAGAUUGCCUCCAAUUACAUUUCCAAUUCUGGCUCCUGUCACAGGUUCUCCACAUGUAUGGUCAAGUCAAUUGCCCGCCUCGCUCUGCGGGCCAAAAAUUCAAGAAGUGCAUGUUAACCUCAGAUAUUAAUGCUCCGUAAAGGUGAUUUAGGAUGACACAGUGUUAUGUGUGUCUGUUUAUGUAGUAUAUGAUAUAUAAUAUAUAAUAUACCUUAUAAAUAUAGUAAUGUGACCUUAAAUAUAUUAUAUAUUGUUGCAUAGUAUAUCCUAAAAAAUAUAUAGAUAUAUCUUUAUAUAAUGUUAAGGACAAAGUGCAAGUAAACCGAACUAAAAACGUCAAUAUUAAUGAGUCUGGGAAUAUUAAACACAUUAACAAUUGAUACAAAAUUUUCACAUUGAAUACAUGCUUCUCAGCUGGCUGAAACUACAUUAAGAUGUGCAAAAAUUUAGAUUUUUUUAAACAUAUGAUAUAUGCAGCAGUUUGAUGGCUUGGUGGACACUGCCAUCCCCAUGCGUCACUGAGGUUGGGGGUUCAGUUCUGGCGCCUGGUUGUGGGUGUGUGUGCUUAUUUUCUCCAUAUUUAUGUAGGUCUCUCCUGUGUGCUCCAGAUUCCUUUCUCCUUCCAAAAACAUGUGUUUAGGUGAAUCGGUGAGUUGAAAUGUCCAUGGUGUGUGAUGUACAUUUUUGUUUCAUUAUUACAGAUUGAUAAUGACCUGUUAGAAGACUACAGAGUCUUCUGGGUAUGCAAUAAUUAAUUAUUAUUUUUUUUUUGUUAAAAACACUAUCCACUGUGUAAGUGUCGUUCCUAGAUUUUACAGUAUCUCAACCGCAUUCAUUAAUCCUACUCUCCCCUACUCUUUCCCUACUUUUUCCAUCAUGUAGACAAUUGAAAAAUGCUAAUGAUAAUGUAGCUAAUAAUAAUAUACAACCUACAUUAUUCUGAUGUAUUACGGUGGCAACAAAGGAACAAGCCAUGUGUGUACUUUAUACCUCAGUUUGAGUAAGUGUAGGUAGGCUUUAAAUUCAGGCCUGUUUCACCAACUUUUCACUACUGAAGAUGGAAAAAUGCCUUUGUUCAUUAGUUUUAACCUAAACGGAGAAAUAUCCAUUUUGCAAUGAAACAAGUUUCAUGUUAUAGAUUGUUAUAAGUCAAUAUGCUAUGUAAAUAUAAUUCUACCCAGUGAAAUGUGCAAUAAAAACGUGGAUACCACCAUCA